GCCGCGCGGCGGCAUGGCAACAGGCUCCGCCGCUUGAAGCUGCUGCUCCGAGUCGACGGCGGGGCGCGGCGGCUCUGCCCGGGCCGCUUCAAGUCGGAGGCGUCCAGGCUGGGCGCCUCCAUCGUGGCGGGGUGCGGCGAGGCCACGCUGUUGCGGGUGAUGCUCCUGGGCCCGCUGGGCGCCCUGGUCGAAGCGUGGCGGACCAUUCUGCCGUUCGCCGUCGUGGGCGCCCUGGCCGUCUCGGUCCACGGGGGGCCGCGCGACUUCGAGUGGGCCAGUUUCGGGGGCACGCGCGCCGCGUGCCAGCUGCUGGAGGAGGCGAGGUUCCAAAUCUCGCUCUCCCAGGGGGCGAUCGUCUCCUCCCACGCGGAGGCGGCCAAGCGGCUGGAGGGCCGGCUGCGGCGCUGGCAGUUCAAGGUGCACGCCUCGGUCAAGAACUUGGGGAUCGACUUCGGCAUGAGGAUGCUGAAGAAGGCAGGAGUGCGCCUUGUCUCGGUCUGCCGAUCGGGCGGGCUGGCCACGGCGUUGCACGGGGUGCCCUCGGCCGUCCUCGACAAGGCCUGCACCGUCAAUGCGAGGGCAGUGCGAGGCGAGGUUGGGCGGCGGUCCCGCGCGGUCCAGUUCGCCUUGGGCGAGGGUGAUAGCUGGCGGCUGGACUCAGCGUUCGCUGCCAACGGGCUGCCCCUGGCGGCUUGGGCGCGAGCGGUUAACCUGGGCGUCUGGCCUGCCGCCGCCUUCGCGAAGGUUUGCGAGGCGGGCGGCCCGCCGUCGCGGGGUCACGUGCCGGGGCCCUCAGGAGCGGCGAGGCUGACGCUGCAGAGGAUCGGCCGGGAAGCCGAGGCCUGGGACAGGUGGCGGAUCGACCAGGGCCGCGCGAUGGAGCUGAGAAAGGCGCAGCCCGCGCAUGGUCAGCCACCUCGUGGAGCGCGGUUGUCGCCGCGCGCUGAUGCGGACCGCGCCGCUCCACCGGGC
Prorocentrum cordatum is the source of this 972-nucleotide messenger RNA. NCBI's taxonomy places the organism in Eukaryota, Dinophyceae, Prorocentrales, Prorocentraceae. The record is from the annotation of a GenBank genome assembly.